Molecule: messenger RNA, 1008 nt
Organism: Aspergillus terreus NIH2624
Lineage: Eukaryota; Fungi; Ascomycota; Eurotiomycetes; Eurotiales; Aspergillaceae
Product: aromatic alcohol reductase
Exons: 2
Coding region: 1-1008 (335 amino acids)
Molecular function (GO): oxidoreductase activity
Source: RefSeq, a predicted model, not a curated record
AUGCCCAAGUACGCCAAAGAUCAGCCCAUCGGCUUCAAAAACGCCAUCGAAAGAGUGGCCAUCGCCGGAGGCACCGUUGGAUGGCAUAUUACCAACGCUCUCCUGAACACCGGUCGACACACCGUCACGGCCCUUUCCCGCAAAGACAGCGGCAACAAACUCCCCGCGGGCGUGCGCGUCGCCUCCGUCGACUACGACGACGAGGCCACCCUUGUUGCGGCCCUCAAGGACCAGCAGUUCCUGAUCAUCACCAUGGCCCCUACUGCACCUCGCGACUCCCACAGCAAGCUCGUCCACGCGGCCGCCAAGGCCGGGAUUCCCUACGUGAUGCCGAACGGGUACGGCAUUGACAUUGACGACAUAAAGUUCGGCGAAGAGACAAUGCUGGGGCCCGUGGCCAAGGCCAACCGGGACGAGGUCGAGCGGCUCGGCAUGCAGUGGGUCACCGUGUGCUGCGGGUUCUGGUACGAGUACAGCCUGGGGGGCUCGGAGACACGCUUCGGGUUCGACUUCAACACGCGGUCCCUGACUCUCUACGACGACGGGAACACCAAGAACUCGACCUCGACACUGCCGCAGGUUGGGCGCGCCGUGGCCAAGGUCCUCAGUCUGCCUGAGCUGCCUGAGGACGAGCAUGAUCAGAGCCUGACGCUGGCGCGGUUCCUCGGCCAGGGCGUGUAUGUGAAGAGCUUUGUGGUCAGUCAGAACGAUAUGUUCGAGAGCGUCAAGCGGGUCACUGGCACCACCGACGCCGACUGGAAGAUUACCCAUGAGGCGUCCAAGAAGCGAUACGAGGAUGGCCUGGCGCAGGUGAAAGCGGGGAACUUGGCUGGGUUCAGCAAGAUGCUGUAUGCCAGGGCGUUCUACCCGGAUAAUCCUAGUAAUCUCUCGGUCAAGGCGCAGAAUGAGCUGCUGGGAUUGCCGGAGGAGAGCCUGGAUGAGGCUACGAAGGCUGGAAUUGAUUUUGUCAAGGGGCUGGAGCUUCGUGUCGAGCGUAUGGCGGCCUAG